Molecule: messenger RNA, 2636 nt
Organism: Sorghum bicolor (sorghum)
Lineage: Eukaryota; Viridiplantae; Streptophyta; Magnoliopsida; Poales; Poaceae
Product: K(+) efflux antiporter 4
Exons: 20
Coding region: 337-2196 (619 amino acids)
Biological process (GO): potassium ion transmembrane transport; proton transmembrane transport
Cellular component (GO): membrane
Molecular function (GO): potassium:proton antiporter activity
Source: RefSeq, a predicted model, not a curated record
ACACUUCGGGCCUUUUGGCUUUUGCCUCGUUACUCACUUGGAGGCGAAGUCACCAACAAAGCAAGCGUCUCCCUCUCCACCCCCCUUCUGGCUGUCUCUCUGGUCUCUGCGUCUGCACCUGCGUGCGCGUACGUGAGCGCGAGCGCGAGCGCGUGCGUCCCUUCCCCGGCACGAGCGGCGCACACCGUCACCGCCACGCUCCGUCCGCCUUCCAGAAAAUCUAAACCCCAGCGGAGCCGGCCAGCCACGGCCGGUCAGCGCCCCACACGGACUCCGACGCGCUGCCCGCUCGCCUGGUCGCCUGCCAAAGCCCCUCCCCCACCCCCCUCGCCGGCGAUGCUGCCGCGUCGCCGUAGCAACCACCCGGGUUCGUCUUCCCCCCUCCCGUUCCUCCUCGUCUGCGGCCUGCUCCUCGCUGCGGCCGUCGCAUUCUCCCCCGCCGCUGCCGCCGAGGCCGCUGGCCGCGGCGGCGGCGGCGCUGGGCACGAGGGCCGCGCGGGGAAGCCGGAGGUCGAGGCCGAGGCGGAGGCGCGCGGGGAUGGGGCGGCCGUGGCGGAGGCCGGCGGCGAGGUGGUGGCUCAGGGCAAUGCCACGGAUGCCAAGGAGGGCAGCCUCGCCGACAUGAUUGACCGCGCGCUGGAGAAGGAGUUCCCGGAGUCCGAGGGCGAGCAGGGCGGUGGAGAGACCGACCCUGGCAGCUUCAACAACACGGUAGCUGAGAAGCAGGGAGUUCUUGAAACUGUGGCUAGAAGAGUAACAAAGAAGAAUGAAACCAAAGAUAACAAGUCAUUUCCUUUUAAGGAGGUGUUCUUGGAUCGAUCUGAGCAAGAGGAUGUUCCCACAUUGAUUGAUCGGAAGGAUAAUGUUUUUAUCAUAUCAAACCCAAAGUCAAAAUACCCUGUGCUGCAGCUGGACCUUAGAUUGAUAUCAGAUCUUGUUGUUGUUAUCGUAUCUGCUACAUGUGGUGGAAUCGCCUUUGCUUGCCUUGGGCAACCGGUGAUUACAGGUUAUCUACUUGCAGGAUCUAUAAUUGGGCCUGGAGGUUUUAGCUUUGUCAAUGAAAUGGUGCAAGUUGAAACGGUAGCCCAGUUUGGUGUGAUAUUUCUGCUGUUUGCAUUGGGACUUGAGUUUUCUACUGCAAAACUUCGUGUUGUUCGUGCUGUUGCUGUUCUUGGAGGAUUGCUCCAAAUUAUGCUGUUCAUGUUUCUUUGUGGUAUUUUGGCUACACUAUGUGGAGGCAAAACAAAAGAAGGUGUUUUCGUUGGUGUUCUUCUCUCCAUGUCUUCAACGGCUGUGGUUUUGAAGUUUCUGAUGGAAAGAAAUAGUAUCAAUGCUCUUCAUGGCCAAGUUACAGUCGGGACGCUUAUAUUGCAGGAUUGUGCUGUUGGCUUGCUGUUUGCACUUCUUCCAAUUUUGAGUGGUACAUCUGGCCUUCUUCACGGAGUUGCAUCAAUGACGAAGUCGCUGGUGGUAUUGAUAUCAUUCCUGACCAUUCUCUCUAUCCUCUCCCGCACCGGUGUUCCUUGGUUUCUUAAACUGAUGAUAAGUCUUUCAUCACAGACAAAUGAACUAUACCAGCUGGCAUCAGUUGCAUUCUGCUUGUUAUUUGCUUGGUGUAGUGAUAAGUUGGGCCUAAGUCUCGAGUUGGGUUCAUUUGCAGCUGGAGUAAUGAUAUCAACAACAGACCUUGCACAACAUACUCUUGAACAAAUCGAACCUAUCCGCAACUUUUUCGCUGCUCUUUUCCUUGCCAGCAUUGGGAUGCUAAUUAAUGUACAUUUCUUGUGGAACCAUGUGGAUAUACUCCUUGCAGCGGUAAUUUUGGUGAUCACUGUAAAGACCUUUAUUGUUGCUAUUGUUGUAAAAGGGUUUGGGUAUAGCAACAAAACAUCUCUUCUUGUCGGCAUGUCUCUUGCACAAAUAGGAGAGUUUGCUUUUGUUCUCCUAAGCCGUGCUUCAAGUAUCCAUCUCAUCGAGGGCAAGCUAUACCUGCUGCUUCUUGGAACCACUGCACUUAGUUUGGUGACAACCCCUCUGCUGUUCAAAAUGAUCCCAGCAGUGGUCCACCUCGGGGUUCUUUUGAGAUGGUUUUCUGUUGAUACCAAUCAGGUGGAGUUGGGCCUGAAAAAUGAUGUCCUCCGCAUGGAUAGCGGCAAGCGCAUAAAUCUGAUAGUCCAAGGCUCACAUGACUCAUGACACAUUUGGCACACUGCAAGCUAGUUUUUGUAUGGCUUAAGUUUACAAGCUCUGUAAAGUGUUUUCACCUGUAUUGAAGAGUUUGUAGCAGAUAUACAAGGGUGGAGGCAAGAGAACUCAACUCAGAUCUUGCUCAUAGGGCGAGAUCAAUCCUCCCCCAUCAUGGAGACUGCAGGGGCAAUUGGGUUUGCCGUUUUUGAGAGCAGUGUGUCUUGGAUGAUUGGUGCAGUGAGUGGCUGUCGACCCCAAAUGAGGGUCUCGUGUAACAUAAGAAUGUAUGGUGAUUAAUUGAUUGGAUUAGCAUGAUAGGAUCUAGGCCUGAUCGUUAUGCCAUUGUAUUCUUUCAGCAAACUUGUGUAUCCUGACAACACGAAAGUGUGUACGACAAUAUCCAUCACACCACGAAUUUUGUUAUGUAGCCAUAUAUGUCAUUUCCUUAA